AGCCAUCUCUCCCCAGUUCAAUCCCCAUUGAACAUCACCCACCUCUCAAUCCACACAAUGUUCCAACCUCGUCUUCUAGCGCCCCUCCGGGCUCUAGAAAGGGGACUUACCAGAGCCCCCACGGCCGCCAUCCGCAACAACAACAGCACCUCCUCGCUCCUCCGCAACACCUCCUCCAUCCUCUCCGCAACCAGCAACAGCGGCAUAUUAACACAAUCCAAGCUCACCCCGCUAGCAUCUCCAACAUUACACCAAUUUCUCCAAGUCCGACACGCCUCCCACGCCUCCCAAGGAACCGCGAACCGUCACUCCCGCGACCCGGCGGGCAAGCGUCUCGGCGCGAAACGCACAGCCGGUGAAUACGUCGUUCCCGGAUGCAUCAUCUUCCGGCAACGAGGCACCAAAUGGUUCCCUGGUGAGAACUGCGCCAUGGGCCGUGACCAUACCAUCUACGCUGCUGAGGCCGGGUAUGUGCGGUACUACCUGGAUCCCGAGCGUCAUCCGGAUCGGAAGUACAUUGGAGUUGUGUUUGAGAAGGAUGGGAAGUUGCCGACGCCGAAGAAUGCGCCGACUAGGAGGAAGUUGAACCGUGUGGCAGUUCGUUUUGAGCCUGAGGAGGAGGUGGCUGCCAAGCAGGGCGAUUUGGUGGCUAAGAUUGGAGAGGACGGGACACAGGUUGGCAGUGCUACGAAGGUUGAGGCUGCUCAGGCUGCCGUUCAGUUGCGUCCUGGUUAUAUGUACCGUGAGGCCAACUGGAGUAUUGGUCGUGCUGCGGAGAAGGCUGGCAUUACGGCUAAGCCGUAUAACCGCAAGAACCGCUGGUUGGCGUGGAGGAAGAGGACUGCUAAGGCUGAUCGGUUGGCACAGAUGAAGAGUCUGAAGAACAAGAAGAAGAAGAAGGGUGGAAAAUAGAUGAUUUGAUGGGGGGAUCAUGUCGGUGAAGGGUUGACUGCGUGUGUGUGAUAUAUUAGUUCUGGUUCUAGGGUUUCUUUUUGUGUCUGUCUACCUAUAUGUAUGUAUGUAUUAUAAGACGUUUGAAUGGGCUGCAAUUACUAUUUCUUUUCUCUUUAUUAAGAAAGAAGAACGAACUGAUGCUUUAACAGAGUAGCAGACUCCAGGGUAUAUUGCUAUCAGUAUCAGUCUCGCGAACACACUUAUUG
Aspergillus vadensis CBS 113365 is the source of this 1160-nucleotide messenger RNA. Its product is annotated as mitochondrial 54S ribosomal protein bL27m. Gene Ontology annotation, cellular component: ribosome; mitochondrial large ribosomal subunit. The transcript has a single exon. Gene Ontology annotation, biological process: translation. Bases 58 to 912 code for a protein of 284 amino acids. NCBI's taxonomy places the organism in Eukaryota, Fungi, Ascomycota, Eurotiomycetes, Eurotiales, Aspergillaceae. The record is from RefSeq and is a predicted model, not a curated record. Gene Ontology annotation, molecular function: structural constituent of ribosome.